Messenger RNA from Cladophialophora immunda, 1596 nucleotides. RefSeq lists its product as uncharacterized. The record is from RefSeq and is a predicted model, not a curated record. Lineage: Eukaryota; Fungi; Ascomycota; Eurotiomycetes; Chaetothyriales; Herpotrichiellaceae. Gene Ontology annotation, molecular function: oxidoreductase activity, acting on paired donors, with incorporation or reduction of molecular oxygen; iron ion binding; monooxygenase activity. Bases 1 to 1596 code for a protein of 531 amino acids. The transcript is spliced from 5 exons.
AUGGCCUUGGGAACCCUCCUCCCUGCCCUCGGCGGGUUGCUCGUCGCCUUUCUGCUAUACGCAUUCCUCUUCAUCGGGCGCCGCGAGAAAGGUCUUCCCCCUGGCCCGCCCACAGCACCGGUUAUUGGGAACAUCCAUCAAAUCCCAACCAAAGGAUCUUACCUGACCUUCACAGAAUGGGCCAAGACAUAUGGCGGCAUCUUCUCCCUCAAGCUCGGUCCUGGAACCGCCAUUGUCCUCACUUCUCGCCACCUGGUGAAACAGUUGAUCGACAAGAAAUCAAACAUCUAUAGCGACCGACCUCACAGCUACGUCUCGCACAACCUGAUCACAGGCGGUGACCAUGUCCUGAUUGCACACUAUGGCAAAACCUGGCAGAGGUACAGAAAAGUGAUCCAUCAGCACUUCAUGGAAUCAAUCGUGAUGAGGGAUCAUUUGCCAUUGCAGCAAGCUGAGGCCAGCCAACUGUUGAAAGACUUCCUCGAGCGACCGGAUCAGCACAUGGACCACCCGAAGCGCUAUACCAACAGCAUCGCCUGCGCGACCAUCUGGGGCGUGAGAUCUCCGACAGUGGACACUCCACAUAUGAAACGCCUCUAUGAGCUGAUGGAGAAUUGGUCCGUAGUCAUGGAACCGGGCAACACCCCUCCGGUCGACAUCUUCGCCUUUCUUCACUAUGUUCCUGAACGGCUUUUCGGGAACUGGCGCUCACGAGCUAAAGACGUCGGAAAGGCAAUGAACGAUCUGUACAACGAUAUGUUGACCGGUCUCGAGAAGCGCAGGGAAUCAGUGGGUAGCAAGUACUCAUUCAUGGACAGAGUCCUCGACCAGAAGGAGAAACUUGAGUUGAAUCGGCAUCAGCUCUAUUUCCUGGGUGGCACAAUGAUGGAAGGAGCAAGCGAUACCUCCUCGAGCAUCGUCAUCGCAGCCAUACAGGCGUUCACCAAGUGGCCUGAGGUCAUGAAGAAAGCGCAGCAAGAAAUUGACAGCGUCAUGGGGGAAGACCGAUCUCCUGUGUGGGCGGACUAUGCACGGUUGCCGUACGUGGCUACAACGGUGAAAGAAGCGAUGAGGUGGAGACCAGUCGUACCGUUGGCAUUUCCGCACGCUGUGGAUGAAGAUGACUGGAUUGAUGGAUACAAGAUCCCCAAGGGCUCGGUCAUCUUCAUCAACGCAUGGGGCAUGCACCACGACGAGAAGAGAUUCCCCAACCCAAACACAUUCGACCCAGACCAUUACAAGGGCGUCACAGCACUUGCUUCAGAACUAGCUCAAGCCAGCAACCCGGACGACAGGGACCAUUAUGGGUACGGCUCCGGAAGACGUCUGUGUCCCGGCAUUCAUCUUGCCGAGAGGAAUUUAUUCCUGGCCAUUUCAAAGCUGUUGUGGGCAUUUGAAUUUGCGCCGGGAAAAGACAGUGAUGGGAAGCCUAUCAUUCCCGACACCGACCCGACUACGGGAUAUAGUGAAGGGUUUCUGGUGUGUGCGAAGCCUUACGCUUUGGACGUCAAGGUAAGAUCGGAAGCAAGGCGAGAGACCAUCUUGAGGGAAUAUCAAGAGGCGAAGCGGGAUGUGUUUUCAGCGUUUGAUAACUAG